This is a messenger RNA of Gekko japonicus, 515 nucleotides long. It is a transcript of the gene TM4SF18, whose product is annotated as transmembrane 4 L six family member 18. The transcript has 4 exons. The record is from RefSeq and is a predicted model, not a curated record. The annotation marks the transcript as partial. Gene Ontology annotation, cellular component: membrane. Lineage: Eukaryota; Metazoa; Chordata; Lepidosauria; Squamata; Gekkonidae.
AUGCUUCUGCUAGCAGCGUUUCUGAUCAUUUUGGACCGAGAAAUCUUCUCUCGGUGCUGCCAGAGCGAAAGCUGCACCAAAACAUACAGGAGCGUCAUUUCAGUGGUGCUUUCAUUGCUGGGCAUUGCCUUCUCUGGCUACAGCCUCAUCAUUUCUACCUUGGGCUUAGUGCAGGGCCCCUUCUGCAAAACCCCAGCUGGCUGGGAAUAUAUUUUCAAAGACACUGCAGGAAGCUACCUCAUGGAUCGCGCUGCCUGGUCUGAAUGCCCAGAACCAGCUCAUGUAGUAGAGUGGAACGUCAUUUUGUUUUCUGUUCUGAUAGCUCUUAGUGGCCUUCAGAUGCUGAUUUGUUUUCUGAAGGUGAUCGCAGAGUUAAAGAGGAUACUGUGCGGAACUUACCCUGUCUUUAUUCAGCCUGGGGUGAUCUGACAGUCAUGAGAAAAGACUCACCAAGUCCUGCCAAGACACCACCAUACCUCUCAUCAUAAUUGCUGUUCUUUUUGUAAAGAAACAAA